AUGUUGACUAAAAGUCAUCUUACAUUUGGCAAAUCGCAGAGAUUUGCUAUUGUUCUCCAUCGUCAUCUCGCAUCGGAAUCCAAUAGAGACUAUAAUUAUCUCAAGGCAAGCAUCCUUCCAACUGAUCAUUUCCAAUAUAGUUUACCACGUUUACCCAUUCCAAAACUAGAACUAACAUGUGAACGUUAUUUAUCAGCCGUGAAACCUAUUUUAAACGAUGAUAACAAGGCAUUCGAACAAACGCGACAAUAUGUUGAUGAUUUUCGUUCCGGUGAUGGCAAACGGCUCGACGAACAACUACGAAAGAAGAAUACAGCGAAUCGCAAUACUUCCUAUAUAUCAAAGCCAUGGUUUGAAAUGUAUUUAAAAUCGCGUUUGCCAGUGAUCUUAAACUUUAACUUCUUUCUCGUCUUUGCCGAAGACAAACAACAUUUAAAGCCAGCAGCACGUCUUACGAACUACAUUAUUUCAUCCGUUCGUUUUAUGAACUCGCUCCGAGCAAAUACUCUCGAUCCUGAAGUCUAUCAUUUGAAUCCGAAGAAAAGUAACACUGAUCAAUUUCGUAAAAUUCUUCGUUAUGUACCAAAACGCCUUUCAUUCUACGGUGCUGUUCUACAAAAAGCUUACCCAUUAGAUAUGUCUCAAUACAAUCGCUUGUUUAAUUCAACACGCAUUCCUAAAGUCGACUGCGAUGUACUGGAAACGAACGCACAAGAUGUUCGACAUAUUAUUGUUAUCAAACGUGGUCACUAUUAUAAGGUGAAUAUCUUGGAUAAGAACGGACAGUUGUUACCUGCGGAACAAAUAGCAGCAAUGAUGAAGUAUUUAUGUGAAGAUUUAAAUGAAGAAGAGAAUAAACAUCCGUUGGGAUAUUUUACAGCUGAUAAACGGGAUCGCUGGGGAAAGAUACGGGAACAAUUUGAAACACUUUCACAACAUAAUAAACAAGUUUUCAAAGAAAUCGAUAGUUCAAUCAUGGUUAUAUGCUUAGAUGAAGAUGAUCCAUCGAAAUUAGAUAAAAGUCUAACAAAAGAACAACGCGCAACAUAUAUCUCUGGAAAAUACUUAUGUUACAAUGCAUCAAACCGCUGGUACGACAAAUCAUUCAACAUGAUCAUGUUAUCCGACGGCACAUUAGGUCUCCAUUGCGAACACUCUUGGGGUGACGGUGUUGCUCUCCUUCGAUUUUGUAAUGACAUUGAUCAAGAUGUAAACAAACAUCUCAAGAUUAAUUCAUCAAACUAUCAAUCGAUCCAAUCGUCAACACAAGAUCAAAUCAACAAGCUCGAAUUCCAACUCGACGAUACAUUGAAACACGAAGUACAAACAUCAAAGCAAAAUUACGAUGAUUUCGUCUCGAAACUCAACAUUAUCACUUACCAAAGAGAAGUCUUAGGAAAAAAUCUCUUAAAGAAAUCUGCGCUCAGUCCUGAUGCAAUCAUGCAGCUUGGGAUUCAAAUGGCUUAUUACAAAAUGCGUCAACGAUUUGUUUCAACGUAUGAGUCAUGUUCGACAGCAGUUUACAAACAUGGUCGAACAGAAACUAUCCGACCUGUUACCAAUGAGACCAAAGCAUUCAUCGAAGCAUUAGCAAAAUCGAGUGAUAAACAACUUUUGAAAGAUUUAUUGAAGAAAGCUUCUGAGAAACAUCAACAACUGAUCAAAGAAGCAGCGACAGGACAAGGGUUUGAUCGGCAUUUAUUCGCAUUGAAAUAUCUACAACAAACUGAAAAUCAAGAACCACAAUUACAUCCGAUUUACACGGAUAAGUCUUAUCAAUUGAUGAACCAUACGAUUCUUUCAACAUCGACAGUUGCGUCGAAACAUAUCGAAGCUGGAGGCUUUGGUCCAGUCGUUAACGAUGGGUUCGGAAUUGGAUAUUUAAUCGACGAUGAACAAUGCGGCUUAUUAGUUACAUCGUAUAUGCAAAAGGAAUUAAAUGAGUACAUGCAAGCAGCAAUGGAAAGUUACAAAGACUUGGCAAAUAUUAUCAAAGCAUGA
This is a messenger RNA of Adineta ricciae, 2001 nucleotides long. NCBI's taxonomy places the organism in Eukaryota, Metazoa, Rotifera, Eurotatoria, Adinetida, Adinetidae. The record is from the annotation of a GenBank genome assembly.